Messenger RNA from Parasteatoda tepidariorum (common house spider), 770 nucleotides. The record is from RefSeq and is a predicted model, not a curated record. Lineage: Eukaryota; Metazoa; Arthropoda; Arachnida; Araneae; Theridiidae.
AGCCUCUGAACUUAGGUACGUAUUUAAUGAUAUCUCGAAAAUAAUUUCCCUGUUUUAGUGUUUAAGCGGAAGCUGCAUUGGAUAGCUGCGUUUCCUGUGUUUUCCGUUUGGAGCAAUGUCAUUAUAUCAGCUUAUUCUAGCAUGUAGCAUCUUGGGAGUUGGUGUAUUUCCAAUACCCAUGCCUCAAUUUUAUGGAAAUUUCAACCCAGCUGCUCCAGCACCUCAAGUUUUUCGUUACCAUCAUACAUAUUACCCAGAUGGACAUGGCGGGUACUACGAACGGCAACCGCAGGGAUAUUUCAACCCACCUGCAGCUGCCGGACCUCAAGUUUUUCGUUACCAUCAAACAUAUUACCCAGAUGGACAUGGCGGGUACUACGAAGCGCAACCACAGAGGUACUACGAAGCGCAACCACAGAGGUACUACGAAGCGCAACCACAGAGAUAUUUCAACCCACCUGCAGCUGCCGCACCUCAAGGAUAUUUCAACCCACCUGCAGCUGCCGCACCUCAAGGAUAUUUCAACCCACCUGCAGCUGCCGCACCUCAAGGAUAUUUCAACCCACCUGCAGCUGCCGCACCUCAAGGAUAUUUCAACCCACCUGCAGCUGCCGCACCUCAAGGAUAUUUCAACCCACCUGCAGCUGCCGCACCUCAAGGAUAUUUCAACCCACCUGCAGCUGCCGCACCUCAAGGAUAUUUCAACCCACCUGCAGCUGCCGCACCUCAAGGACCUUUUUUUGCUUCAAAUGAAAAGCCUACAACUCCCG